Salmo salar (Atlantic salmon) is the source of this 4153-nucleotide messenger RNA. Its product is annotated as alpha-taxilin. NCBI's taxonomy places the organism in Eukaryota, Metazoa, Chordata, Actinopteri, Salmoniformes, Salmonidae. Gene Ontology annotation, molecular function: syntaxin binding. The record is from RefSeq and is a predicted model, not a curated record.
UAUAUACGCACUUCCGUUGUGCAUUGUGUAUUUCCUGUCUCGGUUGGUAGGAGGAAAAGCAGCAGGCAACAGAGACGUGUAUUUAUUGAGUUGGAAGAAGGCAUUUCAUCAUGAAGAAACAGGACACGGAAGAGUCGGCCACGCAGGGCAGUGACGCGGCUCCACCACCUGGCACUGGAGAGAUUGAGGGAAGCACAGCGGCAAAAGACGUUACAGACACUGUCAGCCCUAAAGAGCCAGACAGACCAUCACAGAUUGAUGGGGCUGAAAGUUCAGUGGCUGAGGUGUCUGCCGUUCCCAACACAGCAGAGUCUGCAGCUCUCCCCGCGGUCCCACCUGUAGAAGAGCCUGCUUUCGUCCCAGUCUCUUCUAUAGCAGACCAUGUACCCGUCCCAGUCUCUACUAUGGCAGACCAUGUACCCGUCCCAGUCUCUACUGUAGCGGAGGGGGUGUCGUCUCAGUGUGACAUGGCUGAGGAGCUGAGCCGCCAACUGGAGGACAUCCUCAACACCUACUGCCUGGAGGACAACGGGGAGGACGGGGUUAACCUGCCCAACGGCCAAUCACACGGCCCUGUGCUCAACGGCCUGGCCAAUGAGAAGGAGCUGGACGUGAAGCCAGAGGAUGUCAAAGUGAACGCCGGCGGGGCGGAGAAAGAGAAAGUAAAGACUCAGGAGAAGAAGAAGGUGAAGGGUCUGGGUAAAGAGAUCACCCUGCUGAUGCAGACCCUGAAUACUCUGAGUACACCAGAGGAGAAACUGGCAGGCCUCUGUAAGAAGUAUGCUGAUCUGCUGGAGGAGCAGCGGAACAGUCAGAAGCAAAUGCGUGUCCUGCAGAAGAAACAGUCUCAGCUGGUGCAGGAGACGGACCACCUAAAGAAGGAACACAGCAAGGCCAUCCUGGCACGCAGCAAACUGGAGUCACUCUGUAGGGAGCUGCAGAGACACAACCGCACGCUCAAGGAGGACGGGACACAGCGUGCACGCGUGGAGGAGGAGAAGAGGAAGGUGGUGACAUCACACUUCCAGGUGACUCUGAAUGACAUCCAGGCCCAAAUGGAGCAGCAUAACGAGAGGAAUGCCAGUCUGAGGCUGGAGAACUCUGAGCUGGCAGAGAAGCUCAAGAAACUCAUCCAACAGUAUGAACUACGAGAGGAGCACAUUGACAAGGUGUUCAAGCAUAAGGACCUGCAGCAACAGCUGGUGGAUGCUAAGCUACAACAGGCUCAGGAACUGCUCCUGGAGUCAGAGGACCGCCAUCACAGAGAGAAGGACUUUCUGUUGAAGGAAGCGGUCGAGUCUCAGAGGAUGUGUGAGCUGAUGAAGCAGCAGGAAGUCCAUCUCAAACAACAGCUGUCCUUAUACACAGAGAAGUUUGAGGAGUUCCAGACUACUCUGUCCAAGAGCAAUGAGGUGUUCACCACCUUCAAACAGGAGAUGGAGAAGAUGACGAAGAAGAUUAAGAAGCUGGAGAAGGAGACGACCAUGUAUCGCUCCAGGUGGGAGAGCAGUAACAAGGCCCUGCUGAACAUGGCUGAGGAGAAAACUCUGCAGGACCGUGAGUUCGACAGCCUCCAGGGGAAGGUAGGGAAGUUGGAAAAGCUUUGCCGGGCGCUGCAGAACGAACGCAACGAACUCAGCAAGAAGGUUCAGGGCCUGAGCACCGGCCCCGGGGACAACAGCCCAGGGGCUGAAUCCCCUUCCCUACCCCCCACAGACUCCCAGGAGCCCAGCCCAGACCCCGACACCACCACUCCUAGCUCCCCAAUUCCCUGCUCCCACGGCUGCCACUGCGGCCCAGAGUUGGACACUGAGAACCAGGCCUGUGCAGCCACCCUCACUGCCCAGGAAUGAGACCUCUUGCCUGGGCAACACCGCUCAGUCUCCCCUUCACCAACCGAUUACCAACUACCAGCCUGCAAGCCAAGCCACUAUUAAUGUGGGAGUUAAGAGUGUGGGUCUGUAUGAUUUCCCCCAGAGUUAGAUAAACUUGUCCCCUAACCACAGAUCUAGGAUCAGAUUACCUUAUGUACAUCUAAAAACCAAUAGGGCGGUGCAGGAAAAUCUGACCCGGGAUCUGUAGUCAGUUAGCAGCUUCUACCUACUCUGGUGCCUCCUGGAGAGUUGAAGGUGAUGAUGAUGAUGGUGGUGUCAGUCAGGGAAGAUUAUUGAAGGUUCUUCAUCCUGCGUGUUUUGUUUUGGUCUUUUUAAUUUUCCUUUGAGAACUCUAGUACACAAUGUUCAUGGAAAUCACAGCUUUUAUGCGAGGCAAAGCUAGCUAAAGAAAGGCUUCAUCCCAAAUGGCAACCUAUUCCCUAUAUAGUGCACUACUUUUGACCAGAGCCCUGUUGGAAUAGGGUGGUAUUUUGGACACAGGCAAAGUGUGAUCUACAGUAAAGAUGUUGGGACAGAUGAGUAUUUUGUGUGUGUGCUUGUCUCCAUCGGUCCCUCUUUUUCGUGUGUGUGUGUGUGUGUGCGCAUCCUUGUCUGUCAGUCAUAAAGAUGUUAAGAUGCAGUGAAUCUGCAAAUGUAGGGCCACAGUUGGACUUGAAUUUUAGGAUUUGUCCCUUUAAUUUUAUUUUUUUAUGUUGAGCACACUGAAAACAUGGCUAACGCAUCAGCGCAUGUAGGAAUCACCUGACCUUUACCUCGGUACAGAGUGUAUAUAUCUAGUUUGGGGAUAUCUUGCAAAAGGUCACUUUCAUUCCAUUUUAGACAUCCUUGUUUAGGUCCAGAGCAUCGCAACACUUAAAGGGAUGGUGUAGAUAUUCUUUAUGAAUCUUGCAGAAUCGUUGGAUCCACAAAAGAAUGCUCUUAGACCAAGGGUUUAUUCACUAGGAACCAACCGGAAGCAAAUGGGGGCGAAACGAAGAGGGACGUUGCUGAAUUUGUCCGAUUUAAGAAAAUAGUUUUCAUUGCUAAAUGUUUUCCGCUGCAAAAUGUUUCGUUAACGGUUUGUACAAAUGAAUACACCUCAAAGAUUAGACAAAAUUGCCUUGUUCUUUCGUUUGGUUUUGGGUUGCUUCUUUAUAUCAAUUUGAUGUUCCUCAUUCCCACAAUAUGCAAGUAUCCAUUCCACACUCGUAUUACUUGCUUUUUCAAUUUCAUUCUACAACAUUGGAUCCAAUGUAACAUGUUUUAACAUUUUCAUGCUGGCUGUCUUUUGAGAACAUGAUCAUUUAUAGUUAAGAUGUAAACAUUCCACAAACGGAUAUUGAAAUGUACUGACAAAGGUGGCUACCAAUGAUGCAUUCUCUAUUCUGUGUGUGUGUGUGUUUUGAGAAUAUAUAUCUCAACAAGAUUGUAACUCAACUUGGACAGUUUGGUUUAAUCAGGUCAAAUAAAACGCGUUUAAACCAGAUAUUUCUAUGCAACCUUCGCAUUGUUAUCUAGUUCUGUGUCAGUUUGAUUUGAGAAGCACUUAACUGAAUGUAUUAUCAACUCCCUUAGAUGUGCACUGGCCUGGGGUGUGUUCACUAGGAACCAAAUGUUAGCAAACAGAAUAUAACAGGGAGGGACCAACCUGAAAUUCUCCAAUAGAAACUCACAUUUUUUUGUUGCAAAAAAACAUGUUCUGUUGUGAGACUGUUUGCUACAUGCUGAACCUGAACCUCAGUGGUUAAUUGCGAAAUUCUUCCUUCUAUAUAAACCGUGUCACACAACUGCUUCUUUUCUCUGUACUGUGUAGUGUUAUGUUGACACAACAUGUGUAUAUACUGUGGUGUAACCAGUGUGUUCCCCAUACUCUUUGAAAAAGGAAGACAUUCUGGGUUUUUUUCCCUGUUUUUUUUCUUGAGUUUAUUUUCACCGUCAGUUAUGUUGGAAGAAGGAUUGCUUUAUUGCAAUGAAAGUACAUUAAUCAUUUCUGUAGAGUGUAUCCAUGUUUAGCAUCACAUGUCUUCCAUGUUUUAGUUUGUAGCGUUGGUCUGUCUCUGGGGGCUACCGCUUGAGGAAUGCAAUACUUUUCUUUAUUACAUAAAACAUUAAAGAAUGACUAAAUUUCUUGAGCGCCACUGGGUUUUAGAGAUUCAUCGUGUUGAUUAAGAACCCAAGAUGGUUUCUCUUAUUUUGGGUUUUUCCCCGUUUUAUUUUCAUGUAUUUUUCUUACCCUGUAUACUUAAUGUCUUGCUAAUUAAAAUAUGUACAUGUUGUGA